AUGACAGAUGCGGGACAUUGUAUUCUUGCGCGCUACAAAAGGACGCAAGACCAUGGGGAUCUCGAUCACGCUAUAAAAGACUUCGAACGCGCUUCUGAUCUCUGCCCCGUUGAUCAUCCCUACCGCCCUGCGGCACUGUCCAACCUAGCUACCGCAAAGUUCGUCAGUUGCCAGGUUAAUGGAACCUACCUCGACCUCGACAUCCCCAUCUCUCUCUUUCAAGAUGCGCUUGAUAUGCGUCCCACAGGUCAUCCAGACCGACCUCUCACCCAGCUCCAUCUUGCCCUUGCUCUCCUGUCUCGUUGCGCGAAACGGGGAUUUCAAGCGGAUGCUGAUGUGGCUAAAGAGUUACUGAAUGAAGUUCGCAAUGUCUCCCUUGCCGAUAGCCAUCUAUCCAGAGCAGCUCUUCUUGCAAUUGAAACCUCUGCUUUGGUCAGAAGCACUGAUGCAAAUACACUUCGGGCGGAGGGGCCCAUUGCAUCCAUGCUUCCGUGGUCCCCGAACGAACUUGCUGAUCGAGCAGAGUUGUGUUUGCACACAUAUGAUCCCCAUGCCAUGGAUGAAGUGAUAUCCCUUCAUUAUGAUGCACUAGGAUACUACAGCACAGCGAAUGAUCGGCGAGGGCAAUUGCUGUGUAAUCUCAGUAUAAUGCUAGUCACCCGCUUCGAGCGUCGAGGCAAUAGUCAAGACCUCGACGAGGCCAUUGCACUUCAGAAGGAAGCGCUGGCUUUGCGCCCAAUCGGUCACACAGCUCGGUCCGAGUCAUUGAAUAACCUUGCAAAUCAACUCUCCACCCGCUUCCAGCACCGAGGCAAUGACCAAGACUUGGAUGAGGCUAUCGUGCUGAACAGGGAAGCACUGGCUUUGCAUCCGGUCGGUCACGCGGAUCGGUCCAGGUCAUUGAAUAACCUUGCAAUUCAACUCUCCACCCGCUUCCAGCACCGAGGCAAUGACCAAGACUUGGAUGAGGCUGUCAUGUUUCACAGGGAAGCGCUGGCUUUGCGCCCGGUCGGUCACAUAGAUCGGUCCUCGUCAUUGAAUAACCUUGCAAGUCAACUCUCCACCCGCUUCCAGCACCGAGGCAAUGACCAAGACUUGGAUGAGGCUACCGUGCUGAACAGGGAAGCGCUGGCUUUGAAUCCAGUCGGUCACGCGUAUCGGUCUAGGUCAUUGAAUAACCUUGCAACUCAACUCUCCACCCGCUUCCAGCACCGAUACAAUGACCAAGACUUGGAUGAGGCUAUCAUGCUUCACAGGGAAGCGCUGGCUUUGCGCCCAGUCAGUCACACAGAUCGGUCCUCGUCAUUGAAUAACCUUUCAAAUCAACUCUUCGCCCGCUUCGAGCACCGAGGCAAUGACCAAGACUUGGAUGAGGCUGUCAUGCUUCACAGGGAAGCGCUGGCUUUGCGCCCGGUCGGUCACACAGAUCGGUCCUCGUCAUUGGAUAACCUUGCAAGUCAACUCUCCACCCGCUUCCAGCACCGAGGCAAUGACCAAGACUUGGAUGAGGCUAUCAUGCUUCACAGGGAAGCGCUGCCUUUGCGCCCGGUCGGUCACACAUAUCGGUUCAUGUCCUUGAAUAACCUUGCAACUCAACUGUCCACCCGUUUCCGGCACCGAGGCAACGACCAAGACCUCCAAGAGUCGCUAGAGAAUCUCCGCUGUGCCUUGACUCUCUUGACGCAACAUGAUCCUCGACAAAUACUAGUCCGUCACUGGGUUCGCCAUGCUGAUCAACAUUCACAUGGCACCGAGCUCGAGGCGUAUGCAACUUCCAUGCAACUUCUGGAUGCUUUCAUGUCUGCAACAGCUUCAGUGUCAUCACGUCAUCAUAUCAUGAAGGAGUUCCAAAGCACACUCGCAGUCAAUGCUGCAUCGUGCGCUCUUCGUCGUGGCGAAGUGUGCCGUGCUGUAGAGCUGCUGGAACAAGGCAGAACUCUCAUAUGGAACCAGAUGGCGCGAUUCCGCAUGCCUCUUGACAGCCUCCAGGACCGUGGCGCUCAUGCAGAGGCGUUGGUGAAGAAAUUCCGAGACCUCAGCUCCAUUCUUGAUCGACCUCCUUCGAAUCAUUUAGAAGGAACAUCAAGAGUCGACGUAGAAGCAAGAGCUACGAAGUACAGAUGUCUAGUGGAGGAAUGGAACACAGCUCUAAAAGGUAUCCGGAAGAUCGAGGGCUUCGACCGCUUCCUACUCGCCCCCCUGUUCUCUGAACUUCAAGACGCCGCUCGCGAUGGCCCUAUCAUUGUUCUCAUUGCAAGCAAGUCGUCUUGCAAUGCAAUCAUCGUCCCACACAAGGGACAUCCAGUCAGUGUAGAACUCGCUAUCGAUGUAGAAAGACUCGUGCGAUUGGUGAAUGCACUGCAGUUGACGGUGGCAAAAGAUUCCAGCCCUCAAAACUCGCAGAGAGAGAAACAAGCAAAGCUAGUGGAAGCUUUGAGGCAGCUGUGGGUCGAGGUAGUGCACCCUGUGGUUAAAAAUCUCGCUGGAGUCGCAAAGCCAGGGUCGCGAAUAUGGUGGUGCCCCACUUCAUUCUUCAACUUCUUGCCCUUGCACGCCGCUGGCGAAUACAGACCCAAUGGAACGAACCUUUCGCAGCUAUACAUUUCCUCCUACACUCCAUCGCUUACCGCGCUCAUUAAGGCUCGCAGACACCGUGACAGGGCUCUGCCCGUGUCCUUCGCUGCCAUUGGUCAGAACCGCCCUUCAGGAUAUUUAUUUGCAUUGCCGUGUGUCGAACCUGAACUGGACUUGGUGAAGAGUCUCCUCCCCCCUUCCCCGACUGUGUCCUUCACCAAAGUCACGAGCAAUCAAUCAACGAAAUCGGCCGCCCUGCGCAUAUUGCGCGAUAACCAUUGGGUUCAUUUUUCCUGCCACGGGACACAGGACUUUGUGGAACCCUUCAAAUCGGCAUUUCUCAUGCGCGACGAACCGCUUCGACUUCUAGAUAUCAGUCACACUGAUCUGUCUCGGCACGAAUUUGCAUUUCUCUCUGCUUGUCAGACUGCAGUCGGUGACUUCGAAACUCCUGACGAAGCGAUUCACUUGGCGGCUGGCCUGCAAUUUUCUGGGGUGAAGAGUGUCAUUGGGACAUUUUGGAAUGUCAAUGACAGCACCGUGCAACGCUUAGUCGAGGCAUUCUACAAAGAGUUUUGCGGAGACGGUAAGAUGAAUUCAAAACGAGCUGCGCGAGCGCUGCACAAAGCAGUCCAGUCGUUGAAAGACUUACCCUUGGACCAGCGCAUCGUGUUCAUGCACAUUGGCGUAUGA
Suillus paluster is the source of this 3267-nucleotide messenger RNA. RefSeq names its product CHAT domain-containing protein. NCBI's taxonomy places the organism in Eukaryota, Fungi, Basidiomycota, Agaricomycetes, Boletales, Suillaceae. The coding region runs from base 1 to 3267 and encodes 1088 amino acids. Gene Ontology annotation, molecular function: protein binding. The transcript is spliced from 2 exons. The record is from RefSeq and is a predicted model, not a curated record.